Drosophila elegans is the source of this 1168-nucleotide messenger RNA. RefSeq lists its product as uncharacterized. The transcript has 5 exons. The coding region runs from base 141 to 956 and encodes 271 amino acids. The record is from RefSeq and is a predicted model, not a curated record. NCBI's taxonomy places the organism in Eukaryota, Metazoa, Arthropoda, Insecta, Diptera, Drosophilidae.
CACCGCUCCAAGUUAUUUCUCAUUCGUAAAUCGCGCGCCUUAAACUCGAUUAGGCGACUCUCCUGAUUGAAACUGUGAUUCAGGCUGUGACAGUGACAGUGAAAGUGACUAGGUGUCAACAGUGACAACAACUUGCCACCAUGUACAUAAUUGGCUUACUGAUGCUGCUUCAUGCCGGUCUCCAAGGAGUCCAGUGCGUUGCUUUCUACACGGAAAAGCCCUCCUAUAUUGAAUCGUGCCGAAUUUAUGAACCGGAGUUCACCAAGUGCUCAACACGCUCUAUACAGGCUUUUAUGAACCAGCUUGUCAAAGGCGUACCCGAGCUAGAAGAAUCCUUUGGACCCAUCGACCCAAUGCGACAGGAUCAGCUAAUCUUCAAGCAGGACAACAGCGAUGUGGCCACCAUUUCGGCAAAUCUCACCGAUAUGCUGAUCAGCGGCUUUGGCAAAAUGGUGAUCAAGGAGAGCAAAGUCAGCAAGAAAGACUUCAGUUGGCUGACGAAGAUCUACCUGCCCAAGAUGCGAAUGGAUGGCCAUUACAAAAUGUUGGGUCGCAUUUUGCUGGUUCCCCUGCAGGGGUCCGGAAAAAUCGUCAUGGAAAUUGAUGACCUGGACAUUCUGAUGAGCACCAAGACCCGCCUGUACGAGAAGGGCGGCUUCACCUUCUAUAAUGUGACUUCUGUGAAGGUAAAACUGGAGGUCGGCAAAGUGCGGACCAGAAUGGACAACUUGUUUAAUGGGCAGAGUAAAGAGGUGGAAGAAAGCACCAAUCAGUUCUUUAACGACAAUUGGCAGGAUAUGUUCGAAGCACUACGUCCACUGGUGGAUGAAACCGUGGAACGAACUCUACUGGAUCUUCUCCACAAAACAUUUUCCCUGUUUCCAGCUAGCUUCUUUGUGGAGGACAUACCCACCUCCUUGACUUUGUAUGGUCGCAAAUCGCACAUGAUUGCGUAGAUUCUCAAAUUCUCUUUCAAAAUCUUUACCUUCGUUAAAUCAUUAAUUAAAUUAAAUCAUUAAUUUAAGUUUUAUUUUUGUGGGUAAAAUUCAAUUUAAAUUUCAUAUAAAUUUGUUAGGUAAAAGAAAUAUUUGUGGAAUUCAGUUUUUAGUGGCUAAUUUUAGAUACAAAAUUCACUACAAAAUGAAAUAAAAAAAUUUGAUUAGGUGGA